Sphaeramia orbicularis (orbiculate cardinalfish) is the source of this 2294-nucleotide messenger RNA. RefSeq names its product galectin-3-binding protein A. The record is from RefSeq and is a predicted model, not a curated record. Gene Ontology annotation, molecular function: protein binding. Gene Ontology annotation, cellular component: membrane. The transcript is spliced from 6 exons. The coding region runs from base 219 to 2000 and encodes 593 amino acids. NCBI's taxonomy places the organism in Eukaryota, Metazoa, Chordata, Actinopteri, Kurtiformes, Apogonidae.
UGAGCCAGCAGGCUUGGGCUGGAUCACAGCAGUUGUGAAACAUCCUGAUUGUUUGCUUUCAUGGUAAAUGAAACUCAGAGAAACCAGCAGGGGAACAGAAGUGAAUGUGAACACUGUUUUUUUAAGAAGAAGUGACAUUAGUGUUUUGGAGCUCAAAGGGAAGGCCAGCAUUUGAAGAAAGGAGGGUUUUACAGCCAGACAAGAAAAGGUGGUUGGAAAUGUUCUCGUAUAGAGGAGUCUGUGUUUUGUGGCUUCUGCUACUUCUCCAUGUUUACGGAAAUGCAAUGAAGUUUAACCUCUUCAGGAAACCCCCCUCCCCCGGAGUGCAGGAGGGUGAUGUGAGACUUUCUGGUUCUAAGAGUAACUCUGCGGGCCGAGUGGAGAUUUACCACAACGGACAAUGGGGGACAGUGUGUGACGACAACUGGGACAUAAAUGAGGCCAGGGUGGUGUGUCGUCAGCUCAACUUCCCUAGAGCAAAAGCUGUUGUCACUGGGGAAGUCUAUGGAAAAGAAUCUGGACCAAUAUGGAUGGAUGAUAUGUCAUGUAAUGGAACAGAGCACUAUCUGCACAUGUGUUCAUUCAGUGGCUGGGGAGUCACAGACUGCUCCCACAAGGAGGAUGUUGGAGUUAUUUGUGAAACUUCACAAAGCAUUGACAUUACUUCCAGUGACUCCACAUACCUGCUUGACAACAGUAUCACUCUGUCUGAGGAGCUCGGACAGCUGUUUGACAGUGGGAAGGACUGCAACUUCCUGAUCUUAGUCCAGAGUGCAACUGGAAACAAGCAGCCGGAUGGGACCAUGCAGACAGUUGAUACAACAAUCUGUGCACACAAGAUUAUCCUCUCGCGCUUCCCAUUCUUCACAGCCCCAGAGGGUACUAAUAACAUGACAGUCCAAGUCAUCCCAACCUGCCUUCCACAUUUCUCCUCCUUUGUCAGGUAUCUUUACACCCGAAAGAUUGAGGUUUCCUUCUCCUCUGUGCAAUGUCUCCACUGGAUGGCUUCUAACUUUGGGGUGGAGCAGCUGAAAAAAGAUGCAGGUCAGAUGUUUGCUAAAGUCCUUCCGGAGGAUGCCUCCUUUGCCACCCAGGUCUCUCUUUAUGAAUAUGCAGUGGAGACUGAAGAUCUUGUCCUCCAGGAGAACUGUGUCCAGUACCUAGCCUGGAACUACCAAAAUCUAACCAGAUCUUCAGCUUGGAUUCGCGUCUCAGUGGAACUCCUUGAAGCUCUUCUGGUUCGUUCAGACCUGGUAGUGCCAGAUGAGUCAUAUUUGCUUCAGACUGUGGAGACAUGGAUCAUAGAGAAGCGCAAUGGGACAAGCUUAGAAUCCCAGGCUCACCUGUUGGGUUUCAUUCGUUUUCCUAUGAUUCCUGUCGAGAAACUGUCUGAGUUAGAGUCCAGCUCUUUGCUCUACAGAACUCAUCAGAAUCUGUAUCGCGAUAACAUGUUGAAAGCAUUUCAGUUUAAUGUCAUGCUUUUCGGUAAUCUUCAGAACAGCUCUAAUUUUGACAAAGACGAUGAAGAUUACCAGCCCAGGAUCUAUACCGCUGCGCCAUGGGGUGUUACUAUUGGGCCUUUGGAGAAAACGUCCUCAAACCGAGUCAAUUACAACCAUCGCUAUUCAUAUCAGAAUCAAUACAAUCAAAUUACAAGCAAGUCUCUCAGAACACCACUCCACAACAGCAUGAUCUUUCAGGACAAGAAGAUUAGCUGGCAGGCGAAUGUCUUCAUGAAUCAGUACGAAUGUUCAAACAUGGGUCUGAGGUGUGAGUCUGUCCCUGUGGCGAGGCUUUCUCUUCAAGAUUACUACAACCAACCAAGCAUUGUCUUUAGGAACCGUCUUCUACUGAUUUGCCAAGACAAGUACAUCUGCCAAAUUCAGGACUUCAAGGCAAACCUGGCAUAUAUUGCUGUGAACAGUACCCAGGUUCUGCCCUAUCCAUGCGCCAAUGACAAGUUCACUUACUACUUUGUGGUGAGACCAGAGUAUGUCUGAUCCAGGAGCAUGACCAGGCUACGUUCUUAUUCUUUUGCAUUCAGUGAUUAUAAUUAAUUUGAUGAUAACAAGUAUGAUUAUAAGUCAUCAGAAUUAAUUUGAGUAUAUUUGAUGUGAAUUACAGUCAUUAAUCUUUGUCAUUUACCCACUGAUGUAUAACCUAAUCUGCUGUAAUUCUCUGUGAUGUAUCUCUUAGUAUCCAUUAACAUCUGUCCAUUACUCACCAAUGUGUAAACUGAAAUGAUUCAGCUCUAUUUGCGGCAUUUUUGUGAACAAAGUGAAAAUAUAACCCUA